Rubroshorea leprosula is the source of this 576-nucleotide messenger RNA. Lineage: Eukaryota; Viridiplantae; Streptophyta; Magnoliopsida; Malvales; Dipterocarpaceae. The record is from the annotation of a GenBank genome assembly.
CACACGUUCCUCUUGUGUGCCAAUCCACCUCAAAGCAGCUUUAUUAGUUGGUCCCCGUCCUACUUUUUCCACCUCCACUCACUCCCCACUUUUUCUUCUUUACUUUUUCGGAUCUAUCCAAAACCUUUUGCGCAUCUUCAGAUCUUCUUCCUUCUUCAUUCCAUUUCUUCUCUGAGAAAACAGAAGAUAAAGAGGCUAUGUCGGCGGAUUGGGGUCCGGUGCUGGUGGCGACCUUGCUGUUUGUGCUGCUGACGCCGGGGUUAUUGUUUCAGAUUCCGGCCAAGGGGAAGGUGAUUGAGUUCGGCAACAUGCAUACCAGCGGCGCCUCUAUCCUUGUUCACGCUCUUAUCUACUUCGGCGUCAUCACCAUCUUCCUGAUUGCCAUCGGAGUUCACAUUCACACUGAUAAUUGAUCUUAUUAUCUCUAUUGUGUUUUUUCUCUUUUAUGUCUAUUUUGUACUGUGAAUCUGUAUUGAUCCAGAAUCAUGAAAGUUGUUUGUAGCUUAUACCGUAAUGUUGAAGUUGCUUUUCCUCUUGUAAUAAAUGUUUUCUUACCAAUAAUGAUUGCAAAUAUUG